CCAAAAGGCUAGAGUUUAGAUACUUAGCAUGAAAUAUCUUCUAGUGAGUGUCUACCAAGUUUGUUCAAAUAAAAGCCCUGGGGUCAAAAUCUUAGACAGUAUCAUAAUAAUUGACAUAGAGUCAUACAAUUGACAAAACAGUGGAGUGUGGGAAAACAGUGUGGGGACACCUGUGUCCUAUAUGAACACAUCGAUAGUUUUCUUUAAUUUUCUGUUUAAUUUUAGAAAUAGUUAGAAAAGUUGAGUUUUGCCCCUGUCUGGCAGUGGCUCUUGUUGAGUUAUUGCCCUUUCUUAAUUUUCUUACUUAAAAAUAUUGUCCAGAGCAUAACUUUGUCAAUAUAUGCCUAUCUGCUAUACUGUUGACGAAACAAGAUAUCCGACUACUGGAGAGUUCUAGUCUAUUCAGAAUAUUUUUGGGAAAAAAAUCAGGACAAUCAUUGGAUUUCAUCACAUCCAGAAAAUCAACUUAUCAAAGUGUGUCGCGUAGAAGUUAUACAAUAUAUUGGGAAACUGUAUGUAUGGUUUUAUCAUGACGCGGCUCAAUUACUUUUAUUACUAUUUAUGUUGUAGGAGAUACAAAGACUCAAGGUAGAAGAUUCGCCUCAACAAAAACAGUCAGCAUAUGAAAAGGCUAAGUCAGAAUGGCGGAAAAAGCUUAUAGAACAGUAUCACAAAACCCUGCUGCAAGUUCCUACAACACCUUUACAACCAAAAAGUGAAAAAUGCAGUUUUAAAGACAUUUAUAUUAGACCAACAAUAACCAAGGACAUAAAAAGAGAAAAAGGUGAGACAGAGGAGGUGGAGGUUAAAACAAUGUCCGAAAUCUUCACAAAGGACGGUGUCCCCCAAAAAUACGUAUAUGUUCUAGGAGAUGCAGGGUCAGGAAAAACUAGUUUUUGUAAAUAUCUGGUUAACUGCUGGUGUUUAGCACAUAGUGAGGAACAUGGAGCUGGCAAUGAAAACGAAGAUGGCAAUGGUAAACCUGAAUGUGACAGUGAAAAACAUGCAGGUGAUGGUGAAGAACAUGAAACUGACAAUGAAAAUAAGGGUGGCAGUAGCAAACCUGAAGGUGACGGUGAAAAACAUGCAGGUGACGGUGAAAAACAUGGAGGUGUCAAUGAAAAUGAAGGCGGUAGUAGUAAACCUGGAGGUGACAGUGAAAAACAUGGAUGUGAUGGUGAAAAACAUGGAGGUGUCAAUGAAAAUGAAGGUGGCAGUAGUAAACCUGAAGGUGACAGUGAUAACCAUGAAGGUGAUGAUGAAAAUAUGGAGGGGUCAAUGAAAAUGAAGAUGGCAGUUGUAAACCUGAAGGUGACAGUGAAAUACAUGAAGAUAAUGAUGAAAAACAUGACGCUGGAGUUGUCAAUGACAAUGAAGUUGGCACUGAGAAACAAGGAGGUGAUUUUGAAGAACAUGAAAAAAGGGAAGUGACAUUGUAAAUGAAAAGGUAAAAGGGACACAAAGUGGAGACAUUGAAAUCAAAGAGAGCAGUAAGACACAUCAAAGUGUUUAUGAGAAACGAGGAGAUGAAAAAC
Molecule: messenger RNA, 1535 nt
Organism: Ruditapes philippinarum (Manila clam)
Lineage: Eukaryota; Metazoa; Mollusca; Bivalvia; Venerida; Veneridae
Exons: 2
Coding region: 814-1431 (205 amino acids)
Source: RefSeq, a predicted model, not a curated record